AUGUCACCCUCAGGAGGUGAUCCGUAUCGAUCGCCUCCGAUUAUUCGGAAGCGAACCGCAUUCCCACUGACCAUCAUAUUCCGGAAGCUGUUUGGGCUGCUCAUCACAAUUUUGGCAAUGUUCAUACUUGUUGCUGGAAUUCCUGUCUACCUCAUUCUAGAUCCUCCUUGUUUGAUACAAUGCUUAAUUCGGUGUUCCAACAAUCGUAAUUCACUAAAUUACAGUAAACUAGAGCUCUUCUGUUCAUUUAACAUUGAGUGCUGCACUCACCAAUGGCCGAUUUGCGGCACCAGUCCGGAUCUUGCGGGUAUGAUAUUUACGGGUACUGUAGAUUUGGAGACAAUUAAUAAAGAACUUCGGCGGGUCAUACUGGAUAGUGAAUCGAAUCUCUUUGUAGACUGUUCUAGUAAUGUAGCACCAAAUAUUGGAAAAUUAUGGGAUCAGAGUGCGUACCGUUUAACAGCGGACGACAAGCUGUUGGAGUUACUACUCCAACGAAACGUGCUACCUGUCGGUCAGAUGUCUGUUUCGUUAGUACCUGGGUUCGAGCACUCUCUCAAAGGUUUGGUGACGUCUUCGCUGCUGUUGACGUCAACAGCUGCCGAUUGCCCGUUUGUAUGCACACAGCGACUACUGUGUAUGUGUGUUAAUGAGAAGACGUCAUUUGAGAUAGGAUCUCACACUCCUGUCAAUGGAUUGCAGCAACACGUGUUUGGCAGGCUUCCACAAACAGCGAUUUGUAUGAGCUGUAAGGAGACGUUUGAGAGUGCUGGAACAUCGUUCUUCGUCGUCAAUGCUGAUGAAUGCAGUUCCGGAGAACACGAAUUCCGACACGAAAAGCCCGACACACUGGUUCGACCGGCUGUUCAUCGGCGAUCGUGGAUGACGGUAGAACACCCGGAGUUGUUAUUCCGAGCUGAGAAACUGCUCCGAGCCAACACAUGCGAACUACUCCUCUCGUUGGUCGCAGGCGCAUUAAGGAAUUAUUUUCGUGGACAGGGUAUUCUUCAUCCGCCUGACCUUGGCUGCGUGAUUCCAUUCUCGGCUCGUGAUUUGACGGCAGUAGGUGACUGUUGUGAAACGAAUUUAUUACCACUGGAGUUGCCGACGAGUGUCGAAGGGGCGAUUCCACGGCUUUGGGCCGUGCAGAAACGUGUCGCGAAAGUGGUCCGUGGUCCAAUGUCGGGAGCGAUCGCGGUCGCACGAGGCCUAGCCCGCCUCUGUCUGCCGGCUUCAGCGGCGAAAUGUGCACUUCGGGUUUUCUACAGGUCGCAUGGCGUCUAUUUCGCUUUUUAUCGGAUCAGUUCCGAUGCUCAUCUGCAAACGACGUUCGCCUUUCCGUCGUUGACCUCCUCACUUAGAGCGGCAUUCGUGUUCGUUCAGCACGGCAACAUCAUUGAUAUGAGCGUCUCGCUUUGCAGUAACACAUUUCCAGAUCUCGAACGAGUACUCUACAGCUUUCAGCGUGAAACUCGUCUCCUUCUCGAUCAUCUCUCGUUGCGUCUACUUUCACUUCCACAGAUUACCGUACUGCCUGGCCUAACGGCGUGUCUUGGACGUGAACGCACCGAAAACGAAAGCAACAAUGAAAGCUUCAUUCGCCACCAUAUAAAUCGAGAGUUCAUCGACGAUCAUGUGGAUGAGUACUCGCUCGAGGAGUUGUAUCGGCUUUUGGAUGUCGUACAAAGCGAUCUGGACAGUAUGCGAUCGAAUCCUGAAUCGAAUCGUCGCGGGCAUUAUAUUCAGCGUUUGACGAGUCUGGAAGAGAAGAUGCAGAAAUUCCAUGAGUGCAUCUCGCAAAAGUUGAGCGCUGAAACUAUUGGUUUGGCGUCAGGAGACGAUGAGGUUGGCGACGCUAUCGCCAACGUGCUUGCUCCCUAUCGCGAUGAACCAGGUCAGCCGUCAUAUUUAGAUCGCUUCCGAAGGAAAAAGGUAUCACAUUACCGAUAA
This is a messenger RNA of Angiostrongylus costaricensis, 1950 nucleotides long. The record is from the annotation of a GenBank genome assembly. NCBI's taxonomy places the organism in Eukaryota, Metazoa, Nematoda, Chromadorea, Rhabditida, Metastrongylidae.